This is a messenger RNA of Vigna angularis (adzuki bean), 1335 nucleotides long. RefSeq lists its product as uncharacterized. The transcript has 3 exons. The coding region runs from base 1 to 1335 and encodes 444 amino acids. NCBI's taxonomy places the organism in Eukaryota, Viridiplantae, Streptophyta, Magnoliopsida, Fabales, Fabaceae. The record is from RefSeq and is a predicted model, not a curated record.
AUGACUCUUCAACUAGCAGAUAGAUCUCUGAAAUAUCCUUAUGGGGUAGCUGAAGAUGUGAUUGUGAAGACUGCAAGAGUUUUGAUUGAUGUGGAAAAUGGCAAACUGAAGGUGAGAGUGCAAGAUGAAGAAGUAAAUUUUGAUGUUUUUGAAGCUAUGGCUCACCUAAAGGAUGACAAGGAGUGUUUCCAUCUUGACACUCUUGACAAAAUUUGCAUGAUACAAGAGAAGAAAGCAAGUGAUAUUUUUCUUUUAGAGGAGACGCUAGUUGACACUUGUGAAGAAUUGUAUGAGAAAGAAGAAGAAUUGAUUAAUGAGUGCUUGGAUGAUUUGAAAGAAGUCCCUUUGCAUAAGAUGGAAGAGAUCAACACAGAAGAAAAAGUCAAGGAAAGCAAAUUGGAGUUGAAGAUGUUACCACCACACUUAAAGUAUGCGUUCUUAGAAGAAAGGGAGAAUAAACCAGUUAUCAUCAGUAAUUCUCUCUCUCCCAAAGAAGAAGAAAGGUUGGUUGAGAUACUAAAAGCCAACAUAGGAGCUAUUGGAUGGUCAAUCUCAGAUCUCAAAGGCAUAAGUCCGACUUAUUGCAUGCACAAAAUUUUUAUGGAAGAUGAUUACAAACUAGUUGCUCAACCACAGAGAAGGUUAAAUCUAAUGAUUAAGGAGGAGGUGAGAAAAGAAGUGCUAAAGUUACUUGAGGUUGGUAUUAUUUAUCCUAUUUCUGACAGUGCAUGGGUAAGCCUAGUAGAGGUGGUACCAAAGAAAGGUGGGAUGAUAGUUAUUUAUAAUGAUAAAAAUGAGCUCAUACCUACAAGGAAUGUUACUGGAUGGAGGAUAUGUAUUGACUAUAGGAAGUUGAAAAAUGCUACUAGGAAGGAUCAUUUUCCCCUUCCUUUCAUGGAUCAAAUGCUGGAGAGAUUGGUAGGUCAGGCUUUCUAUUACUUUAUGGAUGGAUAUUCUGGAUAUAAUAAAAUUGUGGUUGAUCCAAAGGACAAGGAGAAGACAACCUUCACUUGUCUAUUUGGAGUUUUUGCUUAUAGAAAAAUGUCGUUUGGGUUAUGCAAUGCUUCAGCUACUUUUCACAGAUGCACCCAAUCCAAUCUUGUUCUCAAUUGGGAAAAAUGUCACUUUAUGGUAACGAAAGGGAUUGUUUUGGGUCAUAAAAUUUCUUCCAUGGGAAUUGAGGUUGAUAGAGAAAAAGUGGAAGUCAUUGAAAAACUCCCACCACCAACCAAUGUGAAGGGAUUCAGAAGCUUUUUGGGUCAAGGUACUCAAGCACUAUGGUGUGAGACACAAGCUAGCUACACCUUAUCAUCCACAGACAAAUGGGCAAGCUGA